AUGGACAAUCGGUUUCCUAAUUCAAAGGUAUCUCAUCAAGAAAACAAUGAAGCUGGUGCUUCUCCCAAACCCAAGUAUGAACCUAGUGAUGGAGAAGAUUCCACAGUGAUUGAAGAUGUAUUGCCAUCUUUUGAAAUGCACAAUUAUAUGUUCAAUAGAACCAUUUUUGAUACAGAAAAUAUAGCAUCACUGGAACAACCCCCAACUUAUGAUGAGGCACCGCCGAAUACAACAGGAGAUUUGAAUCGAUCCAAUUCUUCACUAUUCGAUCAAAAUAAUUUUGUUGACCCCACCAAAAACCCGAACUUGUUGCUCUUGAACAAUUUAGAUAAAUUCCAAAAACUGGAUGUACCUCUCGACAUCCAGAUCGUUUUAACUAAAAGUAUCCCCAAAAUAGGGUCACCUAAACCCGAGCGAGAAAACCCUCUUAGACAGUACAGGCCCGGAGAAGUUGUUUGUGGUUACAUUAUCAUUGAAAACAAAACCAAGGAGCCCAUUCCGUUUGAAAUGUUACUGGUAUCGCUAGAGGGAAAUAUGACGAUAACCAACCCAGCCAAACCCCAUGAAUUGAUCAGAAAGAAAUUCUUGAAAACUUAUGAUUUGAGUGCGUGCUUUCAUUAUGGCUGUAUUGACCUUGCAUCUCAAAAUGUUUCCGAGAACACAUUCAUUGACGAAUUUGACCAAACUUAUCUGGGGUUUCAAAAGGGAAGAAGAAUCAGGACUAAUGCAAAGCAUAAGAAACAUUUUGCCUUUAAGCUGCCCCAUUUUUUGUUAGAUACCGCAUGCUUUGAAGAGUUACCAAAUCAUUUAAAGCUACCACCAUCUUUUGGUGUGGAUAACUGCGCGUUUGGUGGUGACGCAAGAGAUAUAAGAGUUGACAAUUUACAUGGAUAUGGUAGGUUGAAUGUCUAUGGGUCUCCCAUAAAAACAAACGAUUAUGCAGUAUACGGCCAGUCAAUUUCUUAUCUGAUCAAUGUCCAAUUUAUUGGUAGAAGGUUGGAUUUUUAUAAAAAGUUCUACUAUAAAGAGACAUCACACGAAUAUGACUUUAUUUCCUUGAAGAAUGUUGAACAUUAUUUCAGAAUUGAUACCAGUGAUGUUUCAACAGAUAUUCUCAACCCCUUAUGGAUGAGCAAUUUUGGUGAAAUGCCAACAAAAGAACAGCUCAAACUAAUUGAAAACCUUACAACAGAUAAGUUGAAUGAAAUUCUUGAAAGGAAAAACCUCAAACAGAUUGGCAUCAAAGAUCGAUUGGAACAGGAUCAGAUUAUCUUUUCUGCAUUGCCAACAUCUAAGAAAUCUGAACCUCAUAUACCCUCGAAUUCAUCGGAUUUACCAACCAAUUUUGACUUGAAGGAGCUGAAAACAGCCUUUGUUAAUGACAACGGGUUUUGCCGCCAAAAAGCAAUUACUUUAGUUCGUGAUUUCUUCAAUAAAGUUGACGGCGACUUAUCAGUUACUAUUAGUAUGGAUAAAAAUGCCCAGAUUAAAUCGUUGAAGCCGAAAUCCCUAAGGAUGGCAAGUAAAAAUCCAAAACAGUACAACAGCGAACUCCAAUCAAUAAGCUCCAACACAAACAUUCGAACCCCAUUAACAUCUCCUCAAUUAGAAACAGCAACGUCUAACAUGUCAUUAGAUACGUUGAUUAAUGCAAGGCUUGAUCAAGAAUCAAUGUUUGUUUCCUUAACUUUUGAGAACAGAAAAGGAUCAAAAAUUCACUUACCUAGUACUAUUACAAUUACACCCAAUCUACAGGUUUAUAAUGUGGAAUCACCCUAUCCAAUUCCAAUUACUUUUGAUAACCAGUUCAUAUUUGAUUUUGGGUUGGAGGAACCAUACCUAUCAAACUUGAAGAAAAAGUACAAGUUUUACUACCAACAGUUAGUUCAAGUUUUAAAAGAGCUCGAAACAGGCCUAGCUAGAAGCUUGUAUGAUAAAAUAAACAGUUUAGCAGGACUCAAAGUUGAGAAACAUAUAGUGAGGAAGAUCUUUGAGUCACAUGUUAUUGACUUGCACAACCAAUGGAAGUUUGACGAAGCCGCACACAAGUAUCAAUGUGAAUUCCAACUACCACUAGCUCUGGACAUGAGAAGCCCUGACAGAUUGAAUACUCUGUGUAUUCCGCCAACUUUUCAACAGUGUCUGUUGUGCCGUCUCUAUGCCAUCAACCUGCAGGUGUCUGUGAAAAAGGCCAAGAAUACACUCGAAAUGACAUUCCCGGUAUCGGUGAUUUAA
Messenger RNA from Pichia kudriavzevii, 2235 nucleotides. RefSeq lists its product as uncharacterized. The coding region runs from base 1 to 2235 and encodes 744 amino acids. Gene Ontology annotation, molecular function: ubiquitin-ubiquitin ligase activity. Lineage: Eukaryota; Fungi; Ascomycota; Pichiomycetes; Pichiales; Pichiaceae. Gene Ontology annotation, biological process: protein monoubiquitination; protein polyubiquitination. The transcript has a single exon. Gene Ontology annotation, cellular component: ubiquitin ligase complex. The record is from RefSeq and is a predicted model, not a curated record.